UGGGUGGAUGGAUGGAUGGAUGGGUGAGUGGGUGGGUGAAUGACUCCAGUAGUCAGGGGGCCUGCCUGGGAAUGGAUCUGCAGGAUGGGUGGUUUUGGGAAAAUGAGAGCAGGGAUCGGGUGUUCCUGGGCAUAGGGUGAGAUGUGCUAGUAGAGUCCCCGGCUUGUUGGGUCUACGAAUACCCUGAAUUAUUAUGUAGUGGUAUGUGAGUGGGAGUGGGUGUGGGUGUGCACACACUUACAUAUGUGGAUAUUUGUGCAUGUACACAGAUGAUUCUUGAAAAAGGAUCUUGGAGUGUCUUCAGAUUUUGAAACCGAGCCAGGACCCAGUAAAAGAUCAUAAAUCCUCCUUCAUUCCUUCUCAUGUUGACCUUGACCUGGACCCUAACCCUAACCCUAACCACCCUAACUCUAACCACCCUAACCCUGUGGAAAAGACCAAAACAGGUGUCAGAAGAGACUCUGACUUGCUCUUGAAUGUCCAAUAGCUAAAGCAAACAGAAUAAAUGACAAAGUGAAAAAGCAGAACUGAAGAUUUCAAAGGGCGGCUCCAGAAGACAAAGUAAAGUAUUAUAAUGACACGUGCAAAGACUCGGAGUUAGAAAACCAAAAGGGAAGAACAUGCUCAGCAUUUCUCAAGCUGAAAAAACUGAAGAAAAAAUUCAAGCCUCAAGUUUCAAUAUUAAAGGAUUCCAUGGGGAAAAUAUUAAACAACACAGGAGCAUCAGAAGAAGAUGGAAGGAAUAUACAGAGUCACUGUACCAAAAAAGAAUUGGUCAGUGUUCAACCAUUUCAGGAGGUAGCAUAUGGUCAGGAAACGAUGGUACUGAAGGAAGAGGUCCAAGCUGCACUGAAGGCAUUGGUGAAAAACAAGGCUGUAGGGAUUGACAGAAUAUCAACUGAGAUGUUUCAACAAACGAAUGCAGCGUUGGAAGUGCUCACUCGUCUCUGCCAAGAAAUUUGAAAGAGAGCUACCUGGCCAACCGAUUGGAAGAAAUUCAUAUUUAUGCCUAUUCCCAAGAAAGGUGAUCCAGCCAAAUAUGGAAAUUAUGGAGCAAGAUCAUUAAUAUCACAUGCAAGUAAAUUUUUUCUGAAGAUCAUUCAAAAGUGGCUGCAGUGGUACAUCGAUUGGGAACUCCCAGAAAUUCAAGUCAGAUUCAGAAGAGGACUUAGAACGAGGGUUAUUGUUGUUGAUAUCAGAUGGAUCUUGGCUGAAAGCAGAGAAUAUCAGAAAGAUGUUUACCUGUGUUUUAUUGACUAUGCAAAGACGUUCGACUGUGUGGAUCAUAACAAAUUAUGGAUAACGUUUUGAAGAAUAAGAAUUCCACAACGCUUAACUGUACUCGUGAGGAAACCGUACAUAGAUCAAGAUGCAGUCGUUUGAACAGAACAAGAGGAUAGUGAGUUGUUUAAAGUCAGGAAAUGUGUGCACUAGGGUUGUAUCCUUUCACCAAACUUAUUCAGUCUGUAUGCUGAGCAAAUAAUCUGAGAAGCUGGACUAUAUGAAGAAGAACAGAGCAUCAGGAUUGGAGGAAGACUCAUUAACAACCUGCGUUAUGCAGAUGACACAACCUUGCUUGCUGAAAGUGAAGAGGACUUGAAGCACUUACUGAUGAAGAUCAAAGACCACAGCCUUCAGUAUGGAUUGCAUCUCAGCAUAAAGAAAACAAAAAUCCUCACAACUGGACCAAUGAGCAACAUCAUGGUAAACGGAGAAAAGACUGAAGUUGUCAAGGAUUUCAUUUUACUUGGACCCACAGUCAACAUGCAUGGAAGCAGCAGUGAAGAUAUCAAACGAUGUGUUGCAUUGGACAAAUCGGCUGCAAAGGACCUCUUCAAAGUGUUGAGAAGCAAAGACGUCACCCUGAAGACUAAGGUGCACCUUUGAAUUGUGGUGUUGAUGAAGAAUAUUGAAUAUACCAUGGACUGCCAAAAGAAUGAACAAACCUGUCUUAGAAGAAGUACAACCAGAAUUCUCUUUGGAAGCAAAGAUGGCAAGAUUAUGUCUCACGUACUUUGGACAUGUUAUCAGGAGAGAUCAGUCCCUGGAGAAGAACUUAAUCCUUGGUAAAGUAGAGGGUCAGCAAAAAAGAGGAAGACCUUCAAUGAGAUGGAUUGACACAGUGGUUGCAACAAUGAGCUCAAGCAUAACAAUGAUUGUGAGCAUGGCGCAGGACUGGGUAGUGUUUCGUUGUGUUGUACCAAGGGUCACUAUCCUCAGAACCAACUCCACGGCACCUAAGAACAACAACAACCAGACCUAACUAUAACCCUAACCAUAAGUCUUGCCCUAACCUUAAUCUAGUCCUAACUCUCAUCCUAAUUCUGGGAUGGCCUGGUUUCCUCCUUUUCCAUGCCCCAUUGUGCACCUCCCUCUCCCCAGGUCCAGUCACUCACACGUCUGUCUGCCCCUCCUCAUUUCCCAUGGCCCUUCUAGCCUCCACAGCUCCUCAGUGUCUAAGGCCUGGCCUCAAGGUUCUGGCCUGCUCCUUUCUCUGCCCUUGGUCCCAGCUGAGUCGUCCUAAACCUUGUGCCUGGAGUCCCAGCUCUGAAUCCAUGGUCGUGUAAGAGCCUGGGCUGGACAUUCCAAUCCUCUCUGCUGAUUUCUGGGAGACUUGGGCCAGUCAGUGCCCCCUCCCCGGGCCUUGGUUUCCCCCUGUGCAGCGUGGGGUAGGACUGGGUCCAGUUCUGAAGACUUCUGGCUCUCCAGGCUGAGUGAGACAGAGGACCAUGAGCCCAGGGAUUCCUGUUCGUUCCCAGGUGAAUGGGCUCAUCUUCCAGAUGUUGGGCGGUUCUUGGCCAGUGCUAGUUCUCCUGAGAGGCCCUGUGGGCCUACUGGGACUCUCUGGCUGUCUGGAGGACCAGACAAGAGCGCUCUGGGUGCAGCACCUCUGUCUGCUUGGCUCAGGCUCACAUGGUAGCCUCUCCACCCAAAGGCCUCUCCCAUAGCUGUUGCUUGGCAGAAGUGUGUGUGUAUCUGUGUAUGUCUGUGUGUGUGCAUGUAGAUGUACAUGUAUGUGCAUUGUGUGUGUGCAUGUGUGCACAUGUGUAUGUGUGCACGGUGUGUAUGUGUGCAUGUGUGUAUAUAUGCAUGCAUUUGUUUUUGUCAUGUCUGUGCACCUGUGUGUGCAUGUGUUCACAGGCAUGUGAGCAUGUGUAUGUGUACAUGUGUGCAUGUGUAUAUGUACAUACGCAUGGCGGCAUGCAUCUAUGUGUGUGUAUAAGGGGGCUGUAUUGAACCAUCCACGCUAGACCAGUCAAGCCCACGUGCAGUCGUCGGGCAGGCCGCCUGGCCCCCAUCCCGUGCCAGGAGUCCUCUGCCAGGCGAAUGUUAGCUGUGGUUUCCCUCCUCCAUCUGACCCUCCUCCUGCCUUCUGACUCUCAGGGACUCCUCGGCAUUUCAGGUCUACUGAGAAAACGCCAGCUUCUUCUGCACUACUGCAGAGCUAAAAGAACAAGCCCCAAACACGCAGAUUUUCCACACUUUGUAGGCGUCUGUAGUGGGAUGGGAGGAGAUGGCCAUCUUUGAUUUUAUUAUUUUAGAAUGGACGUUUUCAAACAGAUACAAGACCAGACAGAAUGGUACAAUGAACCCUGUCACCCAGCUCCAGCUGUUAUCAAAUCCUGACCACUGUUGUCUACCUGCCCUCUACCUUCUAUCCCAGAAGACUGAAAAGUGCCAGACGGCAUAUCAUUUUGUCUGCAGAAAUUUCUGCAUAAAAGAUCAGGACUUUUAAAAACACAUGAGCCCAGUAGUAUUACCACACUUAACCAAAAAAAUGAGCACUGCUCUGAUUUCAUCAAACGUGCAGCCAGUCUCCACAGAUCCCCUCUGUGGAGCAGACGGAAGAUGCCUUGUUCCAUCAGGGCCACUGGUAGACCUUGGCAGUUCCUAGGCCGUUGCCCACUCUACGGUUCUGUGGUCUAGUUCUCCUCAUCCUGCGUGUCUGUCUUUGGAAUAAAGUCCUAGAAAUGGGAUUACUGGAUCCGAGGGUAAAUGGAUCUCUGAUCGUGCUAGGUGUUGCCAAGUCCCCUCCCUGGGCUUUGUGCCGUUUUGUAUGCCCAUGAGCAAUACUCAGGUGCCUUCUGCCCCGUGGAUUGUUGGAAGACUCCUGGGUGUUGGCUGAUCUCAUGGGGGAGAAAUAGCAAUGCCGUACCCUCUUCACAUAUAUACCUGUUAUAUGUGUGAGCCGAGCAUCUUUUGACGCCUGUAAUGAGCCGUUUACAUCUCCUCUUCUGAGAACUGGCUGCCCAUCUGCUAUCGCUUGGCACCUUGCCCAGCCUCCAGAGGAAGUGUCUCAGAAGGCCGGUGGUGGUUCCUCAGAGGGGUGAGAGGGUGGACAUGAAAACUCUCCAGCACGGUGUCUCUCAGAGGGGCCUGAGGCCCACCUGCCUCAGCAUAUCUGGGGCACUGGUUUGAUGUAUCACUUCCUGGGCCCACCCCAGACAGGCUGACUCAAACUAGUCAAAGCUGGAAACCCACCGCCCUGGGGGACCAGUUACCUGUUGCCAUUGAGUCAGCUCUGAUUCAUGGCGGCUCCACGUGUGUCAGAGUAGAACUGAGCUCCACAGGGUUUUCAAUGGCUGGCGUUCUGAAGUAGAUCCCCAGGUCUGUCUUCCGAGCAGCCACUGGGUGGACUCAAACCUCCAACCUUUUGGUUAGCAGCCAAGUACAGUAACUGUUUAUACCACCUAACCAAGUGGUUGGUGGUCUGAGUCCCCCCAGAGGCGCCUUGGAACAAAGUCCUGGUGAUCUACAUCUGGAAAACCAGCCAUUAAAAACCCCAUGGAGCACAGUUCUGCUCUGGCACACGUGGGGUCCCCCUGGGGGUGGGGAGAGUCCCCCACAGAGAGAGAUGUCUCUUUCAGUGGGAGACCUGUCCUCUCCUGCCCCAAAUCCAGCUGCUGGGUGUUGACCAUUUAACGAAGGCAGGGAUGGGAUGAGCACCAAGCAGAGUCAGCUCUUGGGCUGCUGUCUCUUUCCACCAGAUUCCUUCUGCUUGAGGUCACCACCAGAGAGCAGGACCUUGAGAGUUCUGCUAGGCAAUCUCAUGCCCCGGCAGUGGGGAGCCCCGGUGGGUUCUCGAGCAGGGGAGUGACCACCGGGAAGAAGGGCACUCUGGACAGGAGGGCAGGGUGAGGGGGACCUAGUGCAGAGGGGCUCCCGGGCAGGGGCCCACCUUUGCAGUGAGAGGGUGGCUUUGUGGGGAAGGGCAGCUCUGGUGGCAGCGAGGUGGGGAAGCUGGCAGUUGGAGGGCUGUGGAGGAAGGCAGCCUCCCCAGGAGCGAGGCCUGGCAUGGGGCCAGCAGCUAGCUUCCAGUCAGAGAAAGCCUUUUGGAGAAAGGGGAAGGAGGCCGGGUAGGCAGAGGAGCAGUUAGGGACAGUGAGAAACCCUCAGAGGGGCAGGAACCUGUGGCUGGAGCCGUACCCUGAGGCCCACCCCACUGCCAGGAAGGGGUCCCAGAGGGGCUUCUGGAAGCAGCUGCAGCAGAGGUGAGAGAGGCACAUUGCCUAGGGAAGCCUGCCCUGGAGAAGGGGAUCAGGAGCUUCCAGAGCCCUAAUACAGGCUUGGGGGUGGUGCGUGGAAGCGCCUUUCCCCACUGCCUGUCAUCACUCCGCCCGCUAGUGGUACAGUCAACUCACUGGGCUGCAAACCGAAGGAUUGGUGGUUCAACUCCACCCAGAGGUGCCUCGGAGAAUGGCCUGGCAAUCUGCUUCCGAAAAAGCAGCAGUGCUCUCAACGCUCCAGCCGGAGGCAUGGCCACACGAGGCACCCUGAGCCCUCAUCAGGUGGGCUCUUUUGGCCAGCAGGUAUGAAGCAGAGGUGCAGCAGUCCACAGCAGGUGGGAUCCGAGGCACCCAGGUGUCCACACUUCCCAGAGGUGGAGCGUUAACAGCUUUGAGGUUGCCCAUUGGUGAGAACCUGGUCAUGGGCGGGACCUGAAGCCCGCCUGGAGCCACCCGCAUCUGAACCUCUCUGGGUCACAAUGGCCCUACAGGAAGACCCGGGCCCAACCCAAAGAAACACCUGCCACCUGAAGGGAGCGGGGGCCAGAGCCCCGUGCCACUCAGGGCUCUUCCCCAGAGGCAUAGGGAGGGGGGCAGAGGGGGGAACUUGCCCCCAGGUGCAAGUUCAAGGGGGUUCCAGAUGAGGCUUGGAAUGACAUCCCAAGGCACCACAAAUGUGAGAGACACCUGACUAAGGCAGCCGGACAAGAAGGGGCGAAGGCGUUUCUGUUGACAUGUCGCUGCUAUCAAAGUCUAUUCAUUUGAAGUUGGGGGACCGCAAACUUAGAGAUUGCCCUGGGCGCUUGUUACCCUUGAUACCCCACUGCCACUCACAAGCUGGCUGCUAGUGCGAGCUGGGCACUGCUGUGUACAAGGACCCCUGUGUCCCUUGGCGGGUGUCUGCUGUGAAUGCCCCCUCAGAGGGCGGCAGACCAGGCAGCCAACACACCUUCAUCCAGGCUCCCACAGUGGCCUACCCUUGCAUGUGUGCUCUGUGCCCAGCUGGAUGUGGUGCAGGGCCACAGACAGAAACCAUACCCGACACCGGGCCUGCUUUCAUGUGUGAGAAGUUGUGUGAAAGAUCACAGGGCAGGUGAGGGGCUGCAGGGCGGGGAAAAGGUGUGAGGGUGGCUGGGAAGCCCCUAUCAGAACCGAGAGAAGGACAGAGAGGUGGUGGGUCUGGAGCCCUUUCUUCUUGGGCCUGUGGUCUCCCUGGAGGGUCCCAUGCUGGGCUGGGCAGGUGGCUGCCAGGGCUGGAGCACACUGUGGGAGAGGCUUGGGCAGCGGGCUCUGGAGGAUCUGUCCCUGAGUGGGCUGGGGGCAGCAGUCCUGGCUGGCAGCGACCUUCCCUACCAGAAGGUGGAGGAAAUGCUGGCCGGCAAGGCCUUUGGCUGACAGACGGCUCAGAUCCCAGAGGCCAGAGCCUGGGGGUAGAUGGGGACGGAACACCCAAGUCUCAAGCGCCCUGGACACACAGGAGAAACCCCUCCUCAUUAAGCCUUGCACCCCUGCAGAGCUCCAUGCUGGGCCCCAAGAGAGAUGAGAGGGACCUGAGUGCCCACCUUGGGGCUGGGCCUUGGGUGGGGACCAGUGGACGACAGGGGCCAAGGCCUGGCCAGUGGUGACCUCAGUGUCCUGGUCUUCGGUCAGGAGGCCACAAUACUGGCCUCGCCCUGCCCAAACCAUUUGGCCUAGGCCAGCCCCUCCCCUCUGUCUUAGUUAUCUAGUGCUGCUAUAACAGAAAUACCACAAAAGUGGAUGGUUUUAACAAAGAGAGAUUUAUUUCUUCACAGUAAAGUAGGCUAAAAGUCCAAAUUCAGGGUGUCAGCUCCAGGGGAAGGCUCUCUCUGUCUGCCUUCUCAUCAAUCUUCCCCCAGACUAGGAGCUUCUCUGCGCAGGGACCCCGGGUCUAAAGGACACACUGUGUUCCUGGUGCUGCUUUCUUGGUGGUAUGAGGUCCCCCGUCUCUCUGCUCCCUUCUCUCUUUUAUAUAUCAAGAGAUUGCCUCAAAACACAAUCCAAUCUUGUAGAUUGAGUCCUGCCUCACUAACACAACUGCCAUCCAUCUUCCCUCAUUAGCAUGAUAGAGGUAGGAUUUACAACAAACAGGAAAAUCACACAAUACCAGGAAUCAUGGCCCAGCCUAACUGAUACACACAUUCUAGGGGUGGGGGGCUGCAGGACACACAAUUCAAUCCCUGACACCCUCUCUGGCCUCAGCUUCCACCUCUUUAAAAUGGAGAGGGGUAGGAUUGAAGUUAUCCCAAGCCUCUUCCAGUCUUUAAAGAGACAGAUGCAGUGUGCAGGGGUCAAGGCGGGGGUGUAGGAGGACGGGGCCGCAGGGAGGGUGACCUCCUCCGCGUACUCCACAGCGGUGCCCACUAAAGGCUGGGGGUGGAGGAGCUGGAAGGGGCAGCUGGUGUGGAGAAGGCCUCCAGGAGACUGCCUGGAGGAGGGGGCAGCUGGUGUGGAGAGGGCAGAGCAGCAAGGCUAAAGCAGAGGGCAUUCCCGGUGGCUCCGCAGAGGUCCUGCCAGGCGGCCCAGCUGAGCGUGAGUCUGGGUACAGGGCGCCUGUGCUGUCAGGGUCACCCGGCCGGCAUGGGAGCACAUGCAGCCCUCACGUGCUCCCAGGUGGCCCGACCGUUUGUGUGUAUGUGUGUGGCAGGCCCUUUGCUAGCUGCCAGGGUGGCACAUGUGAGUAAGCAUGUGCAUCGGGCCCCUUGAGUGCUCCCAUGGUGGCCCGCGUGUGUGUGUUUCUGUGUGUGUGUCUCUGUGUGUGUGUGUGGAUGUGGAGGGGCCCCUUGCAUUCUCCCAUGGUGGCUAAUGGGUGUGUGUGUGUGUGUCUAUGUGUGUAUAUGUGUGUGCGGCAGGCCCUGGGCACACUUGUGGCUCUCCCUGGCAUGACAGUGUGAACACGCUCCUAUGGGGUCUGAGCACAGCGCUGGGAGGCCAGAUCCCGGGAAUGGACUGUUUGUGUUUUACGGCCCACGUGCACCUUCCUGAGAUGACGGUGCGGAAACCAGUGGACUGGGGAGGAGGAAGCCUCACACCACAGCUGGAGACCAGCUGGCUUUGCUCUUGCAAGCUGUUUUCUAGAGCCUAUGCUCUCUGCUUAGCAAAGAUGCUGGUUUUUUAGACCCAUGGGUGCAGGUACCCGGCACCCCCACUCCCCCCAGAAAUUCCCCGGGCAGCCCCAGUCUGGGCCAGUGCUCAGGCAGGCGGGGAGCCCCGUCACCCACGUUCUCACUAACGUCAUUUGUUCGUGCAGCCUUAAGAAGGAGUUUGCGGUGCAGGGCCUCCAGAGGACAGCUUCCUUGGCCCCUAGGCGGUACCUGCAGGGCACUGCAGGAGGAGUCCACGGCUCAGCCCAGGGGACUCCAGGAGCAGCGACACCCAGGCUGCACUGCAGCCCAGAGCCAUGAACGAAUCCUGCAACAACAGCCAGCAGUCCUCGCCGCCCUGGGUCGCCCACCUGUCCUCGGCCUACGCGGCUUUGCUGCUGCUGCUGGGCCUGCUGCUCAACGGCCUGGCGCUCUGGGUGCUGUGCUGCCGCUUGCCACGGUGGACGGAGACACGAGUCUACAUGGUCAACCUGGCGGCUGCCGACCUGUGCCUGCUGUGUGCCCUGCCCUUUAUGCUGCUCAACCUGCGGUACCGGGAGUCUGACACGCUGUUCUGCCAGCUCUCCCAGGGCAUCUACCUGGUCAACAGGUACAUGAGUGUCAGCCUGAUCAUGGCCAUCGCCGUGGACCGCUACCUGGCUGUGCGGCACCCCCUGCGCGCCCGAGGGCUGCGCUCGCCAAGCCGGGCUGCGGCUGUGUGCGCACUGCUCUGGGUGCUGGUGGGAAGCUCCCUGGCGGCCCGCUGGACCCUGAGUGUGCAAGAGGGUGGCUUCUGCUUCUCCACCAACACCCGGCACCACAUUGACAGUGUGGUCUUCUCACUGCUGGGGUUCUACCUGCCACUGAUCGUGCUGGUUUUCUGCUCCCUGCAGGUGGUGGCCGGCCUGGCCCAGAGGCCACUAGCCGACUCGGCCCAGGCGGAGGCCACCCGGAAGGCCGCUCGCAUGGUCUGGGCGAACCUGGCAGUGUUUGUGGUCUGCUUCUUGCCGCUGCACGUAGUGCUGACGGUGUACUACGCCAUAGGCCCGCACAGCUGUGCCUGGCGCCAAGUGUUUAAGUACUCUCUCUACUUCACCUCCAGGCUCUCGGAUGCCAACUGCUGCCUGGAUGCCAUCUGCUACUACUACAUGGCCAAAGAGUUCCAGGAGGCCCGCUCUUUGGCCCUUGGGGCCAAGGCCCACAGGAGCCAAGAGUCUGUGGGUGUGGUCCUCACCUAGGGGGUUACCGCAGGCCGGGACUCUGGGAGAUGCUGCUGGGGGAACCUGUGGCCAGCUGCUGGGGGGCCCAGAAUCUCUGGGGCGCCCAGGUGGCAGCAGCCCGAUCCUUGGGAUGAGAGAGGGAUGGGGAUGAGGGCACGACGACUGAAGCCUGAACCGGCCAACCCCAGGGCCUUGGAGGUGCACACCUGGACACCCUGGCUGGGAACACCUGGACACCCUGGCUGGGAACACCUGGACACCCCACCUGGAUACACCUGGACACCCUGCCUGGGUACACCUGGAGUGGGUGGGAGUUGGUGGUUGGCUUACUGCCAGCACCCCACUGGGGGUGCAGAUUGAAGCUCUGCACAAAAAGUGCUGAGACGAGGCUUCCCGAGGGGGAAGGGAGGAAGCCAGUGGCUGGGAGGAACAAAGGCUGUGUCCCCAGAGGCCUCAAGGGCUCUCAUUUUGGGACCUCACUGUGCCCUUACACCUGCUCCCACCCCUGGCCCAUCCCCCACACAUGGGGAUGGCUGGGGGUCUACAGCUCCCAAAGGACACACAGCCUGCCCCUCCCCAUGUAGGGCUGUGCAGGUGCUUUGGUGGGUCGGGGGGCAAGGGGAUCAUGCAGGGCAGCAGCAGCAUGAGCCCCAGCCCCUGCGGUCCCACCCUCACCCAGGCUACCUGCCCUUUCAUAGCAGCACCCCAGAUCUUUCCAGGGCUGGAAGACCAAUCAGGGACCAAGUCAGGAAACUGUAGCCAAUGUCCAGGGCUGGAAUCCCUGCCUGGCGUGGCUCCUGUCCUAGGGCCCGGCCCACAUCCUCCUCUCCCCACCACUAACCCCCUACUCUCUCCCACUCACCACCCUGCAGCAACCUAGGGGGCCUUGGCAUACCCGCCUGAGACUGCUGUCCAGCCCCCUUGUGGCUUGGGAGGCCCUGAACAGCUGUGGUGUCCAGCCCUCCACCCAUCUAUGAGUUCAUCAGCUAUCCUAGAGCACACCGCCUGGCUUGGGGAUCAGGACUGGUGCACCCUGCCCACCAGGGCACCCAGCCUCCAACCCCAACCCUGCCUCAGGCCACCAAGUCUUUUGUUAUCCUACCCAGAGACCCUGAGCAGCACAGGGCUGGCGGGGCCACACUCUCGUCCUAUGGAAGAGCUGAGCACCCAAAGUGUAUGGGGCAGUGUCUGGGGGAGCCCAGCAAAUGCAGGUGUGAGCAGCCAGCGGGGCACAGCGGCCCCCUCCAUCUGGCCACACAUCCCCAUUCCAGCGCCCCGGCACUUCUGCAGCCCAGGCUGAAGCUGAGCUACCUGCACAAGGGGGAGCCAUCUGCCAUUUCUGGGGAGCAUUCAGGGCUCGUGGCUGCAAAGGACAGACCUCGUACAGGGCGGCCCCUGGCAUGGCCUAGAAACGAGCCUCUCUCACCAGAAGGUCAGGGUUGGUGUGGAAUUUUAACCAGGUGCAGUGGCGUUGAUUCUGACUCCUGGUGCCCCCUGUGUGUCAGAGUACAACUGUGCUCCACAGGGUUUUUAGCAGCUGAUUUUUAAGAAGCAGAUUGCUGGGCCUUUCUUCCAAGGCACCCCUGGGUGAUCUCAAACCUCCAACCUUUGGGUUAGCAGCCACGUGCAUAAACCAUUUGCCCCACCCAGGGACUCCCAGUGUAGAAUUUAGGUGGCACGUGAUUUUCAGACACAGCGCAGAAGGUCAUUGCUUUAGGCUCCAGCAUUGCUGUUGGGAAGUCCCUUGUCCUUUUGAUUCCUAACUUUGUACUUUAUCUGUUUGUUUUUUUGUGCUCUGGAUCCUUUUAGGAUAUUUUCUUUAGAGCACUAAAGUUUCACAGUGAGGUACCUCAGUAUGGGUUUUUACUCAGCUAUGGUAUUGGAGGCCUGGUGGCUCAGUAGUUAAAGUGUUCCCCUGCUAACUAAAAGGUCAGCCGUUUGAACCCAUCAGCUGCUCCUUGGGAGAAAGGUAUGGCAGUCUGCUCCCCUAAAGAUUUACAGCCUUGGAAACCCUCUGGGGCAGUUCUCCUCUGUCCUAUAGGGUCACUAUGGGUCGGAAUCCAUCCGACAGCAGUGGGUUCGGUUUUUUUGGUUACGGUACUGGGAACAUGGUGGCUUCUUUCCGUCGAAGGACUGGGGUCCUUCAGUUCUAAAGAAUGGACUGGUUUCCACCUUCAGGAAUCUCCUGCCCCCCUUCACCAAGAGAUGACUCCUGUGGGUCAGAGGUUGGAGCUCUUGGACUGACUUCUCUCUUUCUUAGUUUUUAUAUCCUGCUAUCCCUCUAAAUUAUUUCAGAUUUUUUUUGAGGUGAAAUUCACGUAACAAAAAACUGGCCAUUUUAGAGCGUACAGUUCACUGGCAUUUAGUCCAUUGGCAACCACCACCUCUCGGAGUUCUGAGAGGGUUCCCUCAGCCCCAGAUAAAGCCCACCAAGCAGUCACGUCCGCCCCCCCCAGCCCCCUGGUCGCCCCCCAGCCCUGGCAACCAUCAGGCUGCGCUCUGUCCCUGUGGACUUCACCUGUUGCACACAUUUCAUGCGAGUGGCACCACGCAACAUGUAGCCUCCUGCAGUGGCGUCACACUAGGGUUGGUGUCACCGAGUCUGGUCACUCAGAGUGUCGCCCCCCAUGGGCCUGCUCCCGGUCCCGGCUGCACAGGGUCCUUCGUGAUGUUUUCUGUCCUGUUACUCCUAAGUCAUAAUUCCUGUGUAGCACUCCUUCUUUUCCUUUAAUGACUACUUCAGUCUCAAAAACAUUAUCUGAUAUAGGUUCACAAAUGCUCAUCACCACAGUGUUAUAACUGAAACAACAGAAAAUUUGACAAAAUCAGCGGCUGUAACGACACGGGCAGCAACAAAUAUAAGGGCGUGCGAUUUUACUGGGAGCAGAUGAGACUACGCCGUGGAAAGCAUCACGGUGUCUGGGUAACGACCGCAGCUCUGGCCGCGGGGCAUUGGCAGGGUCCACAAGGAAAUCAGCAGAGCGUUUUAGCCUGGUAGGUAUAUUGAUAUUCCUAAGCUGAGCUUACAAAAACACUUUGAUUGUUAUAACUACCAGGAUAUUUUCAUAAAAAGUAAUAAAUUUCUGCGGAAACCCUGCACAGCAGUUGUAUAGACAGUCGUUUUGGUGUCACCCCCUCCACUCCGCACGCCCCGGUGACAUCACUGACCUUGUGUCUGACUGAUCUCACUUAGGGGAACGUUUCCAAGCUUCAUCCAGUCUGCGGCAUGACUCAGAACUUCGUCCUCUUUACGGCUGAAUAACAAUAUCCCAUAAUAUCCCAUUGUGUGUCAUAUUUAUUCAUUCGUCUGUUGAUGGACGCUUGGGUUUUUCUGCCUUUUGGUGUGAACAGUGCUGCAGUAAAUAUUGGUGCACAAGUAUCCGUUUGCAUCCCUGCUUCCAAGUCAUUUGGGUGUAUACAUAGGAGUGGGGUUGCUGGGUCAUUUGGUAAAAAGAGGAAGACCCUCGGUGAGAUGGACUGACACAGUGGCUGCAACAGUGGGCUCAAGCAUAACGAUCGUGAGGAUGGCGCGGGACCAGACGGUGUUUUGUUCUGUUGUGCACAGAGUCGCUAUGAGUCGGAACCGAUUCGACGGCACCUAACAACGACAACGUGGUGAUUCUAUCUUAACUUCAUGAGGAGCCGCCAAACCAUUUUCCAUAGUGGCUGCGCCAUCUUACACCGCCACCAGCAAUGUCAGAGGGUUCCAGUUUCUCCACGUUCUUGGCAACACUUGUUACUUUCUGGCCUUGGAUAGUGGCCAUCCUAGUGGGGGUGAAGUGGUGUCUCGUUGUGGUUUUGAUCUGCAUUUCCCUAAUGACUAGUGGUGUGAAGCACCUUUUCACGUGCUUCUUGUCCAUUUCUAUUUCUUCUUGGGGGAAAUGUCUUUUCAAGCACUUUGCCCAUUUUAAAUUGGGUUGUUUAUAUUUUUAUUGUUGAGUUUUGAGUUCUUUAUGUGUUCUGAAUACUAGACCCUUACCAGAUAUGAUUUGUAAAUACAUUCUCCCAAUCGGUAGACUGUCUUUUUACCUUCUUGAUAACGUAACUCUGAUGCACAUUUUUAAUUUUGGUGAAAGUCAGUGUUUUUUUCUUUUGUUGCUUGUGUGUUUGGUUUCCUACCUAAGACUCCACAGUCAGAUCCAAAUUCCUUUGAAUUUUUAGUCUACCCGCUAGGGAAUCUCCUCUAUUUUAUAGCCAUUUUACAGAGUUUUUAUGUCAAUUAUUACUCAGGAGCCCCUCCUUGGCUUUUGAGCAUUACCUUUACAAAUAGCAUCCUGUUCUCACUCCAGGGACACAUCAUCUCCUCCUGUGUCUCUGAGGACCCCACUUGGGGUUUCCUUCUGUUUUCAGCCCUCUCCUGCUUCCUCUGUUGUCUCCAUUUCUUCUUUUUCCCGUUGUUCUGACCCCCUUCUCCCUGUGGAAGGCCCUUCCCAGCAUUUGCAAUCUUUGGCAGUCUGUGUGGGGAGAGCCUGAGGCUGUGAUGGGCGAGGUGAGAGCUGUGGUUGGCUGGGGCCGUGGCCCAUUGCUCGGGAUCUCAGACCCGUGGGCCUUUUCUCCCUGCAGUUCAAGUGGUGUGUGGGGAAGGGGCAGCUCAAGGAAGGGGUCUGCAGUGCAGAUGAGCAGGCAGACUGUCCCUCAAUCUCCUGUUUUCGGUGCAGACCCUGACACCACCUUCCUUUGUGCCUGGUGUCCCCACAGUCUGAAGGCUAUCAGGUGGCCCUUUUCUGGGAAUAUAUCCCCAGUCUUCUGUGCGAAAGGAUGUACCUAAGAGGGAUCCAUGCAAGAAAAAGGCACUUUUCUGUGUAUCUCACACAGAGUAAACCAAAAAAACAAAACCCAGUGCUGUCGAGUUGAUUCCGACUCAUAGCGACCCUAUAGGACAGAGUAGAACUGCCCCAUAGAGUUUCCAAGGAGCACCUGGUGGACUUGAACUGCCGACCCUUUGGUUAGCAGCUGUAGUACUUAACUACUACGCCACCAGAGUUUCCUCACGUAGAGUAGGAGGCAAGAAAUUUGGUGACUGAGAAACUACUGGAAGGUUUGGGUAAGAGGAGGUCCUGGGGCUGCUUGCUGCCCAGCCUCCAAGUCAGGGCAACGUAACUGCACGCCAGGAGCCAGGACCCUGCAAGGCACCAAUGCCAGGGCGGCCCCACCGCUUUGGAAGGGAGGAGGCGGUGCAGUGCUGAGUCCAGCCAAAGGUGAGCACUUCCAGAAACUUCUGCCAGCAUCAGGCUGCCGUUUCCCCAGAGUGACCAUCUGGACCAUGGCACACAAACCGUGGGUCAGCCUCCCCUGCCUGGCCCCAGAGGAAGACAGGCCUAAUCUAAACUUCAUCCAGUGCCCUGGCAGCAGGAAGGUCUAGGAAAUGUUGUUCUCAGGCUUCCAGCCCCUGCUGUACAGGGAGAACAUGGAAGAGGCUGCAGAUGUCCACUGUUCAUCGCACAGGGGCCUGGGAGCUGGGUGUGAGCAUGUCUUAUGAUGAGAGGGCUAGGGCCCUGUGUCCAGAGCCCCGUCACGGGACACCACACCAGGUUCCUCACCGUAGCCCUGAGGGCACCAUUCAGCCUCCCCCACCCAUUGCCCGGCAACCUCAGCUGCUUGCUGUGGGUGCUGUGGGUGCUCUGAGGACAGCGAGGACAAGCCGUGGUGCCCUCAUGCUCCCUGUCCUCCUCGGUGGUUCUCAGAGGACAGGGGAAGAGCUGCUCUCCCUUGGCCUCCUUUCUAUGCGAGGCAGCCUGGCUGGCUCUCCAGGUCAGUCCUGCUGUGGCUGUGGGUGCCCCCAGCUGGAGAACACCCUCAGAGGGGCCUCAGGCUCAGCUCUGUGCACCCAAGCCCCCUCAUGCCUGCUGUCCCACUGCCUACUCUGGGUGUGGGGUGACACUUCUGCCAGGAUGUUGCCGAACGGCACGCCCUGUUUGGUUGGCGGUGAGACUUCCACCAUCACCUCAGGCUAGAUGCCUCCCCGCUACCCUAGGUCCCAUAAGCCAUCUCUGAGAUGGAGCUUUGCACUCAGAGGCUCAUGGGGUGUACUCUUGGGGUACCCCACACAGGUGCAGGUGAAGCAGUAUGGCAGAGGGAGCAUUCGCACUGCAACUGGGGGGCUCUGGUGCGGAGUGAGCCUUCCACACAGGCAGGGGCUACGCCCCUGCACACCCCUGCCCCCCAUGGAACAGUCACUGGAGGUGGCUGCCUUGGAUUAGCUGCAGAA
Messenger RNA from Loxodonta africana (African savanna elephant), 16036 nucleotides. RefSeq names its product G protein-coupled receptor 35 (gene GPR35). The transcript is spliced from 4 exons. Gene Ontology annotation, molecular function: G protein-coupled receptor activity. Lineage: Eukaryota; Metazoa; Chordata; Mammalia; Proboscidea; Elephantidae. The record is from RefSeq and is a predicted model, not a curated record. Gene Ontology annotation, biological process: phospholipase C-activating G protein-coupled receptor signaling pathway; positive regulation of Rho protein signal transduction. Gene Ontology annotation, cellular component: plasma membrane. The coding region runs from base 8926 to 9846 and encodes 306 amino acids.